UCCACCAUCCCCACCACCAUCCCCCUCGGCUUCGCCGCCCAACUCCGACGCCUCCAAAACUUCCAAGAAGACCACACCUCUCGCAUCUCCGCGCUGGAACGCGAAACCUCGUCGCUCAAAGCCCUCACCGCCACCCUGACCGCUCGCAUCGAAGCCCUAGAAGCGCACAACGCAUACCUGGCCUCGCGCCGCCGCGAGCUCGUCGCCCAGCUCAACAACCUGCGCACGCUGAAUCAACAGGCGGACAAUGCAUUUCAGAUGCGCAGCGUGGAUAUUCAGCCGGACGAUCUGGAGCGUAUGCUGAGUCUGCAUAGUGCCAUGGUGACCACGGCCGUGAAUCAGCAUCAGAGGGCCCUGGCGCAGUUGAGGGCGAGUAUGCAUGUGGGUGCUGCGGCCGUGUAUGCGAAGCAGGGUCAGGGUGGCGUGAGGUAUACGUAUCCGCCUGCGUACUCGGAGCAGGGGUAUUGUUUUCAGCAUAAUAUGCCGUAUUGCUGCCAGGUUUGUGGCAAGUGA
Molecule: messenger RNA, 513 nt
Organism: Bipolaris maydis ATCC 48331
Lineage: Eukaryota; Fungi; Ascomycota; Dothideomycetes; Pleosporales; Pleosporaceae
Source: RefSeq, a predicted model, not a curated record